AUGGAGGCUGCGAACCUCUCCUCUGUCACAGAAUUUAUUUUAGUAGGACUCACCAACCACCACAAGAUGCAAAUUCUCCUUUUUCUGGUCAUCCUUCUUAUCUAUUCCCUCACCAUCGCAGGGAACCUGGUGAUCAUCGUGUUGGUGCGAGCCGACUCCUCCCUCCACACCCCCAUGUACUUCUUCCUCGCGAACCUUUCGGUCCUGGAAAUCUGUUAUGUCACAAGCAGCAUGCCCCAGAUGCUGGCCCACCUUCUGUCUGGAAAUGGAGCCAUCUCCUUCACCCGGUGUGCUUUACAGAUGUACGUAGUUAUUUGCCUGGGUAGCGUUGAAUGUUUUCUGCUGGGUGCUAUGGCUUACGACCGCUACUUGGCCAUCUGCCACCCUCUGCUAUAUGUCGUUGCCAUGAGUAGGUGGCGUCAGGUGCAGCUCGCCUCAGCUUCCUGGGUGAGUGGCUUCUUCCUUGCUUCAAUAAACGUCGGCUUUACCCUUCACCUUCCCUACUGUGGCCCCAAUCACAUCAAUCACUUCUUCUGCGACAUGCCAAUUGUGUUGAAACUCGCAUGCACUGACAUACAUGUGACAGAACGCAACAUCAUUAUAUUGGCUGCAUUGAUCAUUAUUGUUCCCUUCUUUGUGAUCCUGACCUCUUACAUGCUCAUACUGUCUUCUGUGAUACGAAUGCAGUCAGCUGCCGGACGGCGCAAGGCCUUCUCCACCUGUGCCUCCCACCUGAUAGUGGUCAUCUUGUUCUACGGCAUCCUUAUCUUUGUGUACCUGACACCUGGGUCAGACACAGCCCCUGAUCGGGACAAAGAACUUGCUGUCCUUUAUAUUGUGGUCACCCCCUUGCUCAAUCCUAUCAUUUACACCCUGCGGAACAAAGACAUCCAUGGGGCCGUGUCCAGGAUGCUUCAAAGAUGGGGCUUUAAAAAGAAAAGAUGA
Eublepharis macularius is the source of this 945-nucleotide messenger RNA. Its product is annotated as olfactory receptor 5V1-like. Bases 1 to 945 code for a protein of 314 amino acids. The record is from RefSeq and is a predicted model, not a curated record. Gene Ontology annotation, cellular component: membrane. Gene Ontology annotation, molecular function: G protein-coupled receptor activity; olfactory receptor activity. The transcript has a single exon. Lineage: Eukaryota; Metazoa; Chordata; Lepidosauria; Squamata; Eublepharidae. Gene Ontology annotation, biological process: G protein-coupled receptor signaling pathway.